Messenger RNA from Bufo gargarizans (Asiatic toad), 6689 nucleotides. RefSeq names its product methyl-CpG binding domain protein 5 (gene MBD5). Gene Ontology annotation, molecular function: DNA binding; chromatin binding. The record is from RefSeq and is a predicted model, not a curated record. The coding region runs from base 971 to 5317 and encodes 1448 amino acids. The transcript is spliced from 13 exons. Lineage: Eukaryota; Metazoa; Chordata; Amphibia; Anura; Bufonidae. Gene Ontology annotation, cellular component: chromocenter; nucleus.
UGCGCAGUUGGAAAACUCCCAUCUUUCUCCAAAGGAGCUAGAGAACCAGGAGCUGCCCGGGGAGCCGGAGUGGGGGCGCCGAGGGGUGUCUGCUUCAGUCCGGGGGUGCACGUGUAAGGGGGACAGCUGCCCUCCGCCUCCCAGCUAGAUGCGGGUCGGGCUGACCCGGGGGGGAGGGGGGAGUGUUCACCGGGCCUGGGCCGCACACUGAGAGGGACAGGAGCCCCCCGGAGCCCACCUCAGGAGCCGCUCUGCCUGCCCUUGUGCUGCUCUACCCGGGAGUGCUGUGGAGGAGGCCGGAGACGGCACUACGAGCGCUGGUGACUCCAUCAAGCAGCUGCUCUGACGGCUCGAUCUGUGGCCGUUAUCUCUGAAUUCCUGGCCGCUCAUAAAGACUCAUUUAGGACAUAUCAUUUUGAAGUUCUUGGAGGAGCGGGACCUUGAUUUCCUGGAGGCGAAUGAAGAUUUGAAGGCUUUGGUUCUGAGGAAACAGGGCUAUAGCACUGACUUUGUGGCAUCAUGGGGUCCCCUGGGAAGAACUGCGAUAUUUCAGCUACAGAUUGGACAAUAAAGAAAACGCAGGAAAGAGGCAACGUAUAAGUGGAUAAUAUUCAAGACGCCUCCAUCUCGGCGCGCUGCUCGGCUGGACAGAGAUGACAUGUUCAUUACACAUGUGUAUUUGUUACCGGAUAAACCACCACAGCGCAUGGAUGGACCGUACCAUUUCAUAGCAGGGGGAGACUAUUGCCUUCUGAGAGGGGUCCGCUUCUGGAGCAACGUGGGAUAUCUGACUGAAAUGGCUUAUGGAAGCAAUGCCCGAUUCGUCUGACUUGCCCUGAACUUUACUUAACCAAAUGCACUUUGUGCGGUUCACACGGCUGUGUAGGGUUGGUCCUCCCGGAGUCAUGAGAACAUAUGGCAUAUUGCAGUCCUCUUUCUGUUGAUACCUUGGCUGAACCACAAUAAGAAAAUGAAUGGUGGAAAGGUAUGUGAUGGAGGAGACAAUGACGGCGGCCCCCUGUCGGUGCAGGUUCCGGUGGGCUGGCAACGGCGAGUGGACCAAAGCGGCGUUCUCUAUAUUAGCCCAAGCGGAUCCCAUCUGUCAUGUUUGGACCAGGUCAAAUCUUAUCUUCUCACGGAUGGAACGUGCAAGUGUGGCCUAGAAUGUCCUCUUAUCCUACCGAAGGUGUUUAAUUUUGACCCCGGAGCUGCUGUGAAGCAAAGAACCACAGAGGAUGUCAAAGCAGAUGAGGACGUGACCAAGCUGUGCAUCCACAAGCGCAAGAUCAUCGCUGUGGCCACCCUACACAAGAGCAUGGAGGUCCCGCACCCUUCACUGGUGUUAACAAGUCCUGGCGGAGGAACAAAUUCAGCUCCUGUCGUGCCCAGCCGCGCAGCUACCCCACGAUCCAUGAGAAAUAAAUCACUCGAGGGCAUGGUGAAUUCUGUGCUGCCGGAAUGUAAAAAUCCAUUUAAGCUGAUGGUUAAAGAAUAUGUGGGACCUCAACCGCAUGACCUUCAUCCUGCAUAUCCACCACAGAGGUUAGGUAGCAGCGAGCAUGGACAGAAAUCACCAUUUCGUGGGGGCCAUGGCAACAUGACAAGUCCAGCGUCCUCUGGAUCCCAAAUUUACGGUGAUGGAUCUGCAUCUCUAAGGACCGACCCAUUGGGAAGCCCUGAUGCAUUUACAAGGAACAGUCUCAACUACCACGCUCCACCCAAUUCCAGUCCCAUUCAUGUGAACAGGACUCCCAUAUCUCCACAAUCCAUCAUGUUGCACGGGUCUCCGGUGCAGCAGUCAUGUGCUGUGGCCAGUAGGACAAAUUUACCUUUGUCUCCGACGUUUGCCAGUCCAGUGUUGAAGAAAACCAUUUGCAAUUACCCACCCAACAUGGAUAUGUCUUGUGCAGUGUUUAAUCACAAGCAGACACCAGGUCCACCCUUACCACCGCCACCCCCUCCGCCGCCACCUCCACAACUGCUUUGUGCGCGUCAGAAAAAGCCAUUAACGUCAUCAGAGAAAGAUCCACUUGGCAUUCUCGACCCCAUCCCCAGCAAACCGGUUCUCCAAAACCCUGUAAUGAACACUACCACGUUUCAUCCAAAUGUUCACUCUCAGGUACCCGUGAUGAAUGUAAGCAUGCCACCUGCCGUCGUUCCUUUGCCAAGUAAUCUUCCAUUGCCAACCGUCAAACCCGGUCACAUGAAUCACAGCAAUCACAUUCAGAGAGUCCAACACCCAACGUCCCCUUCUCCGGUCACGUCCCCAGUUCACACAAUACCAACAGUCAUGGGAAGGAUCGAGGCGUCGCCCCAAAGAUCACGUUCUUCUUCCACGUCGUCCGAUCAUGGAAACUUCAUGAUGCCGCCGCUGGGGACACAAUCCACAUGUGGUGGCCUCACACUCCCGCCACGUUCUCCGAGGCCCAGCAUGGUCUCUCCAAGACCAUCCAUGCCAUCAAGCCCUUCAACGAAGCCUGAUGGACAUCACCAGUACAAAGAUAUCCACAAUCCACUGAUAGCUGGAAUGAGCAAUGUAUUAAACCCCCCAAACAACACUGUUUUCCCCCCCUCUUCGGCUGGUAACGCUCCUGUUAAGGGUCAGACGGGAUUGCUGGGGAUGCCUUUAAAUCAGAUCUUGAACCAGCAUAACGCUGCCUCUUUCCCAGCGAGCAGUUUACUUUCAGCAGCAGCCAAAGCACAGCUAGCAAAUCAAAAUAAACUCGCUGGUAACAAUAGCAGUUCCGGACCGGCCGUCAGCUGCGGCAGCAAUGAAGGAAAUAGCACUUUACCCACAAUGUUCCCCCCAGCCUCCAACGUACUACUACCACCACCGGCCGAGGGGCAGAGUGGCCGGGCGGCUCUGAGAGAUAAGCUAAUGUCUCAGCAGAAGGACUUAAGAAAAAGAAAGCAACCCGCGUCGACGGUCGUCAAUCUCAAGCAACCACCCAUGGAUAACCCCAGCCUACAGAAGCCGGGAGCCGAUCUGAUGCGGAAGCAAGGGCAAAAUUCAUUUCCCGUGAAUUCAAUGUCUCAGCUCCUCCAAACCAUGAGUUGUCAGAACUCCCACAUGAACAGCAAUAGUACCAUUCCCGACUCGAACAUGAGUCUGCCUUGUUCUGCCAACCAGCUGGGUUAUAAUGACAACGGCCUGAGCGCUGCUAAUCUCCAUAAUUCACUGGCACUUAACAUACCCAUUAGAGGGGAGGGCGUCUCCUGCCAAAAUCCAAACACUAACUUUGUUCAUGGCAACAAUCCAGUUCCUAACGCUCAUCUCACUGGACUCCUCAACCAGAUGCAAAGCAGUAGCGCUUAUGGGAUGCUACCCCAUCCGGGGAACCAGUUACAUCUCAACCCAUCCCAGCCAAGAAUGCAGACGGCGUCCUCUAUACCAAUGAUCGCCAGCAGCAUUGGUAACAGUUCAGAUUCAGGAGGUCAGUUAUCUUUGUCAUCGGUAGCAAUAGCCGGCGCGGGUCAGCCAGCCAUAACAAAAACUACAUCUGUCCUCAAAGAUGGCGUCAUAGUCACUACAGCAUCUGGGAUGCCAAUGCCGGGCCACCAUCCGAUGGGCAACAACUUCCGUUUUCCAGGACCAGAGCACACUAAUCACUUUGCACAGAACGCUAACAACAACCUUCCACGACCCAUCAACCCCAAUCUCCUAAAUGCUCUGCCGAUGGGAUUACCCAUGAAUCAGCAGCAUCUACUGAAUCAGAAUAUCCUGCACAUGCUGCAGCCCUCUACAGGAGAAGGAGACCUGUCAUCGGUGAACAACCCCCUGAAUAACCAUCAGCUGUCUCAUCUUCAGUCCAUACUAAACAACAAUCAGCAGCAGCAGCAGCUCCUGCAGGGGUUCCCCAAUCUCCAUGCCUUGAAAGGACAUGUCCCUGGGCCUCCGAACAAUAUAAACCCCAUGGCCUGCUUGUUCCAAAACUUCCAGGUGAGAAUGCAAGAAAGCAAAGAGGUGAAUUCCCAGAUGGGAUUAUCUUCAAUACAUGAAAACCCAAACUCUGCACUCCCUCCAUUUCCAGAGAAAUCCUGUACCAUGCCGCAUAGGACAGAACAGUACAUAAAAGAUAAUGUACGGGAGGGGGACAGCUCGGUGGAUGCCAUUUAUAAAGCUGUGGUAGACGCAGCCAAUAAAGGAAUGCAGGUGGUCAUCACCACGGCCGUGUCCAGCACAACACAGAUGAGCCCCAUCCCAGCACUAAGUGCCAUGAGUGCCUUCACUGCAUCCAUCGGCGACCCGUUAAAUCUCUCGAGUGCGGUGAAUGCUGUCCUCCAUGGAAGAAACAUGACACAUUCUGAUCAUGAGGUCAGAACCAGGAACUCUAGAGGUAAUCGGAUGAGGAAAAACUUCGAUCACGGCAAGCAUGUAGCGGAUGGGGACGGGUUUGAUUAUUUCAAGUCGGGAUGCAAUACACCUAAAAGACAGUGGAAUGGGAGUCAGAGUCCCGGAGACGUGAACAGGUGGAAAUGUGAGGAGGUUCUGGACCACAACGCACAGGUCCAUGGCAAUCCUUACCAAGCAAGAUCUGGCAACGUCUCUAUAUUGCACUCCUUCGAAGAUGAGCAGUGCCAGAUUUUGUUGCCCCCCAGACAUUGUCCGAACGAUAAGACGCUAGAGGAUAAUUUCAGGUUUAACCAUUACAAAAGAACUAUGAUGAGUUUUAAAGAGAGGUUGGAAAGCACGGUGGAGCGCUGCGCCCAUAUGAACGGUAACCGGGCCACUCCGCACAGAGGGUAUGGAGAUCUGCUCAGCAUCCCCAAACAAGAGAUCAGCAUGGAGGAACAAUCUCCCAGCUCUUCCAACAGUUUGGAAAGUUCUUUAGCGAGAGACUAUAUCCAUUAUAAUGGAGACUUUCACGCCAAGGGCAUGAACGGGUGCGCCCCAAGUCCCUCGGACACCAAGAGUAUCAGUAGUGAGGAUGAUCUGAGGAUUCCGGACUCCCCUUCUUCAAAUGACUUAAUGCCCUAUAGGCCAAGGACGUUUAAUAUGGGGGACUUGGUCUGGGGGCAGAUUAAAGGACUGGCCUCGUGGCCUGGGAAAUUGGUGAGGGACGACCUACACAACGUUUAUCAGCAGAACUCCGAGGAGGGGAAGGUGGAGAGUGAUAAGUUUAAGAGCCUGACGGAGGGCCUAGAGGCUUACAAUCGAGCACAGAAGAGGAACCGCAGGAGUGGAACACUAAACAACCAUUUAGAAGCUGCAAUACAUGAGGCAAUGCAUGAGCUGGACAAGAUUUCUGGCAAUGUGCCUCAGAGAGAGCGACAGCUGAAGCCCCCAAAACCCAAGAGGAGGAAGAUCUCCAGAUAACAUUGACCGUUACCAAGAUGAUAUGUGUAUAUAGGCAUUGAUAAUAAUAAUAAUAUAUGUAUAUCAAUAUUUCUAGAUAUCACCACCUGGUGUAAAGUGAAUAUGUGGUAAAUAUUUUUGCAUUUUAGGCAGGUGGGCGCUGGAAACCUAAAAAAAACAAAAAAAAACCCCAUGUGACUGACUGGAGAUAAUCCGUUGUUUUUUUUCUAUAACGCUACAAUUGUGAUUAUACAGAAUAUUAGUCCAAUGUUUCGGAUACAUUUUCAGUGUGUAUAUAAGAAGCUCUAGAGUUUGAUGACGAUGACUGAGAUGUAAAUAAUGUACAAUAUUGUCAUGUACAAGCCGACCUAAUGCACACUUUAUCUUUUACUGUACAAUAAUAGUGUACAAAAAUUCUUUGGUUUCUAUCAAGUUAAUGUUUAAGCGGUGUAUAGAGGUUAAAAAAACAAACAAAAAACUUUUAUAUCGUAAUGUCAGAGAUGACAGCAAGGGGGCGCUCAUCACUCCUGAUCAUGACCUUCCAGGAAGCCCCAUACUCCCAUUUCAGGUACCUGUUGGAGAGUGAGAUACAGAAGUAGAAGACUGCAUGUCCUCUUGCUAACUUAACAAUCCGCAAUAAUUAGUUUCAUGUUUUUUGUUUGUGUUUUUUUUUUUUUCUCUCCCAUUUGUCACAGCUAUAGCCGAUGGUGUAGGGGUAGGCUGACCUGGGCGGCUUUCCUUAUCGUGUUCCCCUGCAAACACAUCUCUCUUAUGUUGUAUACAUAGAGAUACUGUACAGCUGUGCAGAAGCUUAACUGUAACGGUCAUCCGGGGACAUGGGACAGUGAGGUCUAUAUUUACUCCCCACUAAUCCCACCGCUGUCCCUCAUCUGCCGCCCAGGUCAGUAAGGCUCCUACAGACGUAAAGCAGAGAAGUUUCUUAGUUACAUUGUUGUUGUGUUUUUUUUUUUUUUUUUUUCCUUAAAAGUAUCAUUUAAAGGGGUCCUCCACCUAAUUUUAUUUUCACCAAAAUGUGAGAGCUGUAGAAAAUCAUAGGCCCACCUUUUUUUUAUGCCAGUGAAAAUUAAGAAAUCAUUGGAGUGGACUGCGCCAAAUUAAUUAAUUAAAAGAUUUAUGUCUUACAGUAAAUUUGCGCUUCUGAGACUAUCUAGAAUCCAGAAAAUGAAAUCUACACCUGAUGUGGCAUUAAUAUUAAUAGAUAUAUUUAAAUGUUAAAGCUGUGCGCCUCCUGGUAAGCCUUUUUUUUGACUUUUCGCAAAAAAAUGGUUUAAAAAAAAAUCUAAUUAUUUUGUACAAUUGCAAAUAUUUUUGCAAAUUGCGUCUUUAAAGAAAAAAUAAAAGACGCAAACCUGUUGAUAAAUUUCUCCAUAGU